Peronospora matthiolae is the source of this 1791-nucleotide messenger RNA. The record is from the annotation of a GenBank genome assembly. NCBI's taxonomy places the organism in Eukaryota, Oomycota, Peronosporomycetes, Peronosporales, Peronosporaceae.
AUGCUGUACCUACCGCGGUCCUCUUUGGCUCGCUCCAGUACUCGCGUCACCUUCGCCUCCUCUCGCUUUUCUUGUCCUGCUGUCAAGUACUUACUUUCAUCUUGCACCCGCUCAUCGUCCUCAUCGCCAUCGUCCAAAAAUGCCGGCGGGGGUGUCCCUGGAGACUUUGUGUGUCACUUGCGUGACGUUGGGAUGACCAUUCCAGGAGGCAAAAAACUCUUUCAACGCGUAAAUUUGGGCUUUCUGCAAGGAGCGAAGAUCGGUAUCUUGGGAGCCAAUGGCAGUGGCAAGUCGACGCUUUUGAAAAUUAUUGCCGGUGUCCGGAACGAUUUCGAUGGCGAUCGGUGGCUGAAAACAGGCGUGAAAAUGGGCUAUUUACCACAGGAACCCCAACUGGAUGACAGCAAGAAUGUGUAUGAAAACAUCAUGGACGGACUGAAAGAGAGCCAGGAGCUCUUGACAGCUUUUGACAAUGUGUCGAUGGCCAUGGGUGAACCAGAUGCGGAUCUGGAUGCUCUUUUGGCUCAACAGGCCACUCUACAGGACGAGAUCGAGCAGUUAAAUUGCUGGGACUUGGGCUAUGAAGUGGAGAAAGCCAUGGCGGCACUGAAAGUGCCAUCGAAAGAGACUGACGUGAAUGUGCUAUCAGGAGGUGAACGACGACGUGUGGCGCUGUGUCGAUUACUACUUGAGAAACCAGACAUGUUACUACUGGACGAACCAACCAACCACUUGGAUGCCGAGUCGGUGCACUGGUUGGAAGACUUUUUGCAAAAGUAUCGGGGUACGGUGCUGUCGAUCACGCACGAUCGCUACUUUCUGGAUAAUGUCGCUGGCUGGGUCUUGGAACUUGACAGAGGUGAGACGUACGCGUAUGAAGGCAAUUACACCACGUGGCUCACACAGCGUCGUAAUCGCUUGAAUAUGCAACGAAAGAGUGAUGUCAUCCGUGCAAAGCAAAUUGCAUCUGAGAUUGCCUGGGCACGGGAUCACCAGGGAAGUAAGAAGGCCAACAAAGCCCGUGUGAAGAAACUGCAAGAAAUGGAGUCCGGUGGCUUUCGAUCGUCGUCACGAAUCGAGGAAGGACAGAUUGUCGUGCCGUCGGGUGCUCGUCUGGGUAAAAAGGUGAUUAAGGUGAACAAUUUGCGUAAAUCACUGGACGAUGGCCGUGUGCUCUUCGACAAGCUCUCGUUUGAGAUUCCGCCUCAUGCGAUUGUCGGCAUUGUUGGAGGAAACGGAAUGGGAAAGUCUACGCUGCUCAAUGUCAUUGCGGGUACGGAAGAACCAGACACGGGUAGUAUUGAGCUAGGCAAGACAGUGAGCUUGGGCUUUGUAAGUCAGAGCCGCGACGAACUGAGCGGCAGACGGUCGGUUUAUGAGGAGAUCUCGGGUGACAAUGAGUUUGUGGAGAUUGGUGGAGAUCGCAUCAACACACGUGCAUACAUUGCAAGUUUCAAUCUGCGUGGUGCAAUGCAGGAAAAGAAGGUUGGCAGCCUAAGUGGAGGUGAGCGCAACCGUGUUCACCUUGCCAAAAUGCUCUUGGGUGGCCACAAUGUGGUGAUGCUGGAUGAGCCGACAAAUGACCUUGACGUUGACACGCUACGCUCACUUGAGACUGCUCUCACGGACUUUAGCGGCGUGUCCAUUGUGAUCUCCCACGACCGAUGGUUCCUGGACCGAAUUUGCUCCCAUAUUAUUGCAUUCAAGGGAGACGGUCGUGUUGAGUUCUUUGAUGGAAAUUACACUGAGUACGAGCGGGAGCAAAAGCGAAGUGUCAGUAGCUCGACAUGA